AGUGCGCUCUUUGUUCGCUGGAAGGCAGGAGUUUCAUUAUGUUCGUCCGUGUCUUUUCGGAGGAUUGUGGGGCAGCUUUCGGCGGGUUCAGUUAAAAUGGCGCCGUUGCUAAGAGUAGACAGUCAAGGCAAGAAUAACGGCUGCAGGUAGAUUUGGACACCGAACCGGAACCGUAUUGCACUUAGCAGCGCCAUGGCAGGCCUGGAUCAGAAAUCACCGAAUGUCUUGCUUCAGAGCCUGUGCUGUCGGAUCAUGGGCAAGAGCGAAGUUGACGUUGCACACCAGUUCCAGUAUGCUGUCCGAGUUGUUGGAAGUAAUUACGCUCCUACAAUUGAACGGGAUGAGUUUCUUGUUGCCGAAAAGAUAAAAAAAGAACUUGUAAAGCAGAGAAGAGAAGCAGAUGCUGCACUUUUAUCGGAGCUUCACAGAAAACUUCAGUCACAGGGGGUGUUAAAGAACAGAUGGUCCAUACUCUACCUCUUGCUCAGCCUUUGUGAAGAUCCACGCAAACCACCGGUCAGGGUUGCCAAUUAUGCAGCACUGUUUGCUCAGGCUUUGCCAAGAGAUGCUCAGUCUACCCCACAAUACUACUGUGCCAGGCCACAGAGCCUCCCGCUAAGCUAUCCCGAUAGGACCCAGUCUGCACAGAGCUCUGGUAGUAUGGGCAGCAGUGGGGUCAGCAGUCUCAGUAUAUAUGCAACGAAUGGGCCAACGCAUACCCCGCAGUCUCUGCUUCCAGGACAAACUCAAGGCAUGGGAGACUCUCUUCGCCAGCAGCUGAGCUCACGGCUUGCGUGGAAUCUCUCUGCCGCAGCACCUUCAGUGCCAACUUCUACCUCAAGAGGCCUUGCAAACUCUGUGCCACGCAGUGUGCCAAGAUCUAGAAGGGAAGGGGACACAGGAAGCGGCUCUGUUGAAAUAAGUGAGUCUGCCCUCGUAAGAGACAUUUUAUAUGUCUUCCAGGGAAUUGAUGGAAAAUGCAUCAAAAUGUGCAGUUCUGAAAGCUGCUAUAAAAUAGAUGGAAAGAUUGCAAUAUCUAAGUCGCUGAGAGACAUCACAAGCAGGCUAGCAGAAUUGGGGUGGUUACAUAACAAAGUGAGAAAAUACACAGAUCAGAGGAGCCUAGACCGGGCAUUUGGACUUGUUGGACAGAGUUUUUGUGCUGCAUUACAUCAGGAACUUAAGGAGUACUACAGACUACUCUCUGUUUUGCAUUCCCAGUUGCAGGUUGAAGAUGACCAAGGUGUGAACCUGGGGGUUGAAAACAGUUUGACACUCAGGCGCCUUCUUGUUUGGACUUAUGAUCCAAAGAUCAGACUGAAAACCCUUGCAGCACUUGUGGAUCACUGUCAAGGGAGAAAAGGGGGAGAGCUAGCGUCAGCUGUCCAUGCUUACGGUAAAACAGGGGACCCGUACAUGAGGGCACUAGUGCAACACAUUCUCAGCCUGGUGUCCCAUCCCAUCCUAAACUUCCUGUACCGCUGGAUUUACGAUGGGGAGCUGGAGGACACAUACCACGAGUUUUUUGUAGCCUCUGACCCAACAGUGAAGACUGACCGACUAUGGCAUGAUAAGUAUACUCUUAGAAAAUCGAUGAUCCCUUCCUUUAUAGCUAUGGAUCAGGCCAGAAAGGUGCUUCUAAUUGGAAAAUCUAUUAACUUCUUGCAUCAAGUUUGCCAUGACCGAACUCCUCCUGGUAAAAUAAUAGCUGCGUCAAAAUCUGCGGAUUCUCUCAAAGAUGCUGCUGAGUUAUUUACUGAUUUGGAAGGUGCCUUCCAAGGCAAUAUUGAUGCAGCCUAUUUUGAGACAAGUAAAUACCUGCUUGAUGUUCUAAACAAGAAUUACCACCUGCUGGAACACAUGCAGGCCAUGAGAAGGUACUUGCUCCUGGGUCAAGGAGAUUUCAUACGCCACUUAAUGGACCUGCUAAAGCCUGAAUUGGUGAGGCCAGCCACUACCUUGUAUCAGCAUAAUCUAACAGGGAUCCUUGAGACGGCAGUCAGAGCAACCAAUGCCCAGUUUGACAGUCCUGAGAUUCUCAAGCGACUUGAUGUCCGACUUCUGGAGGUAUCCCCAGGUGAUACAGGCUGGGAUGUGUUCAGUAUGGACUAUCACGUUGACGGGCCAAUUGCAACGGUAUUCACUCGGGAGUGCAUGAGUCAUUACUUGCGGGUGUUCAACUUCCUCUGGAGAGCUAAGCGGAUGGAAUAUAUUCUUACUGACAUUUGGAAAGGCCAAAUGUGCAAUGCCAAACUCCUCAAGAGCAUGCCAGAACUCUCUGGAGUACUGCAUCAGUGUCACAUCCUGGCAUCGGAAAUGGUCCACUUUAUUCACCAAAUGCAGUAUUACAUUACCUUUGAGGUGCUGGAAUGCUCUUGGGAUGAACUCUGGAACAAGGUGCAACAAGCGCAAGAUUUGGACCACAUCAUUGCUGCUCACGAAGUGUUCCUUGAUACCAUAAUUUCACGGUGUCUACUAGACACUAACUCACGAGCUCUUCUGAAUCAACUUCGAGCCAUCUUUGAUCAAAUUAUUGAGUUCCAGAAUGCACAGGACACCUUGUACCGGGCUGCCCUGGAGGAGCUCCAGCUCAGACUGCAGUUUGAAGAAAGGAAGAAACGGCUCCAAUCUGAGGGAGAGUGGGGAGUAACAGCAGCAGAUGAAGAGGUGGAAAACAAACGAGUUCAAGAAUUUUGUGAAACUAUACCAAAAAUGCGCUCUCAGCUACGAAUACUUACACAUUUCUACCAGGGUAUUGUGCAACAGUUCUUGGUGUUGCUGAUGACGAGUACGGAUGAAAGUCUCCAGUUUCUCAGCUUCAGACUCGAUUUCAACGAGCACUACAAAGCAAGAGAACCUCGGCUGCGGAUGUCCUUGGGGACCACUAGGGGGCGACGAAGCAGCUACAUGUAGAACAGCCAGCAGCAUUUUAUACAACAACUCAAUAGGGCUACAUGGACAUUUUAAGUGUGUCAGAUGCUGGGUUCUGAAAAGUUUCUGUGUUGUUGCCAAACAAAACCUAGCAACCCCAAAACUGCUCCAGUAAACCGCGUGGCUAAAUGAUGUGUCAUUUAGUAGCACAAGGUCAAUUUCAAUUUUUUUUGCCUUUUUUUUUUAUAGCUGACUUGUAGAAACUAAAAAUGGCAAUUCAUUCUCUUCACUAGAUGACAUCACAUCAAUGCUAGUAACUUGCAUACAUUAUGCUAUUCUUCAUAUACAUUGUUUGCUAUUUGAAUUUGAGUAGUUUUUUUUUCUUCUUCAAUCAUUAUGUAAAAAGUUGCUUUUUUCUCUCCCACUGUAAAUUCCCACAUUUUGCUACAGUUGCACUUGGGUUUGUGUACACAUUCUUUGUUGUGCGUUUCCAAAGGAUUGGAGGCUGCACAAUUGCAGAGACAUUUUCCUUGUAUUACAAAAACAUUAUUAUUCUGUCAGGACAGGAGUAGACAGAUGGACUCAACAUUAUAUACGCAAUGGCAACAUUUAAUAAAACCAUCACUUGUCAGUUUAAAAAAAAAAAUAUCUGUAAGUAUACUUUUGGACAAUCAACAGCAUGCAGCAAUGCUGACUACUAGCUGAUGUCCUGAGUAUUUGAUGUUCCGAUGGUCUUGCAGUGUCUGAUCUACUAAGACUACCAAGCGGCACUUUGCCUUGGCCGUUGAGGAUUAGAGGAAUUCAAGUUUUAUAAUUCACAUUUAUUUAUUUUGGCACCAUAUUACUAUCUAACAAAGCUGUUUUUUUUUUUUUUUUUUUUUUUUUUGUUAAAAUUCAUUUUAAAUGUAAUCAACAGAACAAUGGUGUUAAACAUAACUUGAAAAAAGGGAUGUGCUUAACUUUGGGGCUCAAUUUGAUAACCUAAUUGAAGCUCUGCUAGCAAUCAAAUUUCGUUGUCUUUUUGGACUGAGUAAUGUCUUUCUUGUUCCAGCUUUGAUAACUCAGUAUCACACGUAAUGUAAUUCACUUAUCUGUUAAUGUCUUAGAAAUUGACACGCCACAAGCACAGGCUUAGUGAGCACCCUCACUUGUGGGUCAAGUUGUGUUUAACAGCCUAUACAACCUGAAUGAAUGUAUGGCUGGAGUAUGAUUUAUUCCCUUUUGAAAUCUACAUUAGUGUAUUUUUUCAGUGUGACCGCAGAUCUCUCCUGUUACACCAUACCUCUCUUCCACUUGGAUCAGAUGCUGUUUCUGAACUGUAGCAUUCUGGAGCAACACAUCAAGAAAAUAUUUCAGCAAAUUUAUAUAGGACAGAUGUAUAUAGCAAAUACACACAUUUAAAAAACAGUUGUGCCACAUAGUCUUAGAUAAAAUUACUUCUUGAUUUGUAUGUGGUUUUGAUGAAAAGGUGCUUUAAUGAAAGAGGAGUUUAUAUGAGUGUCUGAGCUCAAGAUUUUUAUUAUCAUUUUUUUUUUUUUAAAAACCUUCAGUUUAUGUUUUGAAAUCCAAAAUGUUUUAAAAUGCCUUUGCUCAAGUGAGCUAUUGGUGAUGAUUUUUGGGAAUUCCUCAGAUUUUCAUCAGUAUUGAUUUAUGCACCAAAAUAUGCUCAUGUUACUCAACUUGUGGUUGUUUGUUAAUAAGGAGUACUAAAUGUGGGCAGUAGUAUUUAUGUGUUGUCCAUUUUGCUAUCAUUACACCAUCCGAAAGACUGUAGUAAGCUCAAAACUGACUCCUAAAUACAAAUACAUUUUAAUAAUUAAUAUUUGGCCACAAUGGCCUGUCUUCUUACUUACUAUCUGAACCAUGUUCAGUUAGUAAGCUAAAGAUGCUGAUCUAGUAAAUACUUUUUUUGUGCCUCUGUGUUGGAACUAAUGUAUUUUUUUUUACCUUGUUUUACAGAGUAAUAAACCAUGCAUACAUACAAAUAAACUA
This is a messenger RNA of Acipenser ruthenus (sterlet), 4863 nucleotides long. Its product is annotated as gamma-tubulin complex component 3 homolog. The transcript is spliced from 22 exons. Gene Ontology annotation, molecular function: microtubule minus-end binding; gamma-tubulin binding. The record is from RefSeq and is a predicted model, not a curated record. The coding region runs from base 193 to 2913 and encodes 906 amino acids. NCBI's taxonomy places the organism in Eukaryota, Metazoa, Chordata, Actinopteri, Acipenseriformes, Acipenseridae. Gene Ontology annotation, cellular component: spindle pole; equatorial microtubule organizing center; centrosome. Gene Ontology annotation, biological process: cytoplasmic microtubule organization; meiotic cell cycle; microtubule nucleation.